ACAGUGGCGGAGGUGCGGAGUGCUGACCCCCCCCCCCCGCCCCCCUCUGACAGGAGAGGGUCGCGUUCAUCGUGCGCCGCAGCGGCGUCUCGGCAACAGAGGUGUGCGGAUCGCUGGUGGACAGCUGUCACUUCACAGCGGCCCGCCGGUGGUCGGUGCGACUGCCACCGCCGUCCGCGCCCCCCUACCACCGACCGCAGCGGCCCGCGGCAGGGCACGGCCAGCCGCUGAAGGUGCUGCAACUGGCAGACGUCCACCUGCAGCUCGACUACGCCUACGGCAGUAACGUCAACUGCAAGAACAAGCUGUUCUGCUGCAGAGCCAGAGACGGGUUUCCGAAGAUGCACAAGCUGAGAGCCGGGAUGUGGGGCACGUACGAGAAGUGCGACACGCCGCCGGCGCUGCUCGUGUCGCUGCUGCACCACGUCCGGGCCACCCACCCGGACGUGGCCUACAUCCUCUGGUCGGGGGACAACUCGGCCCACAACGUGCACGAGGUGACGCGCCGGCAGACGGUGGCCGCCAACCAGGCGGUCACCGACCUGCUCCGGCGCGUGUUUCCGCGCGCGCUGGUGCUGCCCGCUGUCGGCAACCACGACAGUCACCCGGUGAACAGCUUCCCGCCGCCGACGCUAGGGGGCCGCUUCUCUAACGGCUGGCUGUUCAGCGCGCUGCGCCGCAUGUGGCGGCCCCUGCUGGAUGGCCGGCUGGGCGGCGGCCGGCGCAUCGAGCACAGCUUCGAGCAGACGUUCCACCCGUACGGCUACUACUACGUCCGGGCGGCCGCCGAUGGUUUCCGGAUACUGGUGCUCAACACCAACUACUGUUACACGCUCAACUUCUGGACGCUGCUGGAGGCGCGCGACCCAGGCGGUCAGCUGCGCUGGCUGGUCGCCCAGCUGGCAGAGGCAGAGGCCGCCGGCGAGCGGGUUCACAUCCUGGGACACAUCUCUCCGGGCGACGAGACGUGCCGGCCCGACUGGAGCCACCAGUACAGCCGAGUCAUCCACAGGUUCCGCGCCACGGUGCGGGCGCAGUUCUUCUCGCACACGCACCUGGACGAGUUCCAGGUGGCGCUGGAUGGGGCCGGCCGGCCCUUCUCCACCGUCUACAUUGCGCCCUCAGUGUCGCCGUGGACCAGCCUGAACCCCGGCUACAAGAUCUACCACGUCCAGCCGGACACCUGGGAGGUCAUCGACACGGAGCACUGGGCGACAGACCUGGAGGUGGCUAACCGCAGCCCGCACAGGCUGCCGCGCUGGUUCGCGCUGGCCUCUGCCCGCCGCGCCUACCGGCUGGCGACGCUGCGCCCCGCCGACUGGCUCGCGCUGACCCGCCGCAUGGCGCGCGACAGGAGGCUGUUCGACAUCGUCUACUCCACCUACUGGGGAGGCUCCCGGCGGCGCAAACCCUGCCGCGCCUCCUGCAGAAAGAAGAUCCUCUGCAACAUCGUGACGUUCGACCGCAGCAGCGACCGCCACUGUGAGAUCAUCAAGAGCAAGCUCAAAGGCUGAUGAGCGGGCCGGCGGUGCUGCGGAGGGGUUUGCGGGUCAGAUGGCGUGGUGACGGGGUGCCAGACUGGCGGCGCUCUUCAGGCGGCUCUCAGUCCGCGGCUCAUGUUGUGAUCUCGUGCGUGUCGGUAAUGUAACUCAUACUGUAGGUAUGUAGGUAUGUCAUACUGUAGGUAUGUGAGGGAAGACCGGAAACUGCCGGCUGUUAGCGCUGAGCGCGGCGGGCGCCGCCUCCGAAUCAGCCGCCGGCGCUUAGAGCGGCUGAUGAGCUCGUGUUGUGUGUGUGCGCUGUGAGCUGCCGUCUGUGCGCUGUGAGCUGCCGUCUGUGCGCUGUGAGCUGCCGUAUGUGUGCGCUGUGAACUGCCGUAUGUGUGCGCUGUGAGCUGCCGUCUGUGUGCACUGUGAGCUGCCAUAUGUACGCUGUGAGCUGCCGUGUGUGUGUACGCUGUGAGCUGCCGUCUGUGUGCGCUGUGAGCUGCCGUGUGUGUGUACGCUGUGAGCUGCCGUGUUUGCGCGCUGUGAGCUACCCCAACUAUUUGUGUCGUCACUAGUGACUCAUCAGGAGAUGCACUGUAGAUACCAUGUGUGCUGUUUACCUCAUCCCGCUCCGGCGAACGGCGCGAGUCACCGGCGGACUUACCACGGGUGUGGCGGCCGCUGGGGCCGUGCCAGCCCCCCCUACCCUGCACGACAUGCGCUGGCUCGUGACCAGUGCGGGUGAGCUCAUACGGAGCACUGCGGGGGGCUGCAGGGACGGGGGCGGGCCUGUCACUCGGCCGGUCAGCGCGGGCUGUCCGGAGCUCUGGGUCAGUGGGCGCUGUGCGGCCAGCUCCUGCCGCCGGGUGUGCCGGGCGCG
Molecule: messenger RNA, 2367 nt
Organism: Amphibalanus amphitrite
Lineage: Eukaryota; Metazoa; Arthropoda; Thecostraca; Balanomorpha; Balanidae
Product: sphingomyelin phosphodiesterase-like
Exons: 7
Coding region: 342-1514 (390 amino acids)
Biological process (GO): sphingomyelin catabolic process; ceramide biosynthetic process
Cellular component (GO): lysosome
Molecular function (GO): acid sphingomyelin phosphodiesterase activity
Source: RefSeq, a predicted model, not a curated record